AUGGUGUAUUUUUGGUUGGAUGGACGGGAAGAUAACGAUGAAAUUGAACUUGAGGAAGAUCAAAUCUAUGAAGUUGAACGUCUGAAGUUUUGCCUUGAGGAUUGGAACAUAGACAAAAAAGUAUGCUCUAUGGGAGGAGAUUCAGUAUUUACUCCUGAAUGUGGGAAAAUUAUCGAGGAUAUUAACAGCUGGUUGAAUGAACGAGCUUCAUUUCCUGUCAUUCGGAAUUUUUUUUCAAUUAGUUUUUUGCAAUAUGGAUUAGGUAUGGAGGUUAGGGAAAGUUAUAUUUCAGAUAAAGCAUGUAAGAUUUACGAUUACUGCAGGACGUCAUCAAAUGUAAAUAAGUUUCAAGAUGCGGCAGAAAAAGCUUUGUUUAAGGGCAAAACAGUAACUUCCUCAAAUGUUCCUUCAUAUUGGUGGUUCGACCAUGAUUUUGAGUCGUUAUGGGCAUGUAAUGACGGAUUUAUUAUGCUUGAGUGGAUUCUGGGAUGUAAAGAAGCAUUUAGUGAACUGAAGGAUAUAGAUCCUGAUUUCAAGUAUAUAAAUUUUAUAGAAAAUGAGUGGGAUGAGGUAACUUUGAUAUGCAACGUUUGGAAAGUGUUAAAUGGUUUGAAUAGUUACCUCGAAUUUACAAAUAAAACCGCAAAUGUGUAUUUCCCAGUUUUUAGUGACAUUAUGUUGAAAUUGGUUGAGUUGGGAGAAAGGUAUGAUAAUUACAUUUUCGGCUUUGCAUCAGAGUGGCGAGAACGAUUGGAGGAAUAUUGGAACAAUUCUAAUUUGGUUUUAGUGAUAGCAGUAAUUUUGGAUCCGCGGUUCAAAAUGGAUAUUGUGAAACAUUUUUACGAAAAGGUUUAUGGUAACGAUGCAAAUGAAUACCUUAAAAUCAUUGAUGAUGUCACAAAUAUUUACAAUAAAUAUGCAGGGAGCACUGAUAAUAAUAUUGUUACAUCAGAAUCAGAACUGGACCGCUAUUUGAAAGAUUCUAAAUGUCCUCCAGGUGAAGCAUUUAAUAUAUUAGAUUGGUGGCGUGUCGAAUCCCGAACCUAUCCAACACUGGCUAAGAUUGCACGUGAUGUCUUACCAAUACAGGUCGCUUCUCCUGAGCGUCCUUCAUCGUUACGUAGAGUUUACGACGCUAUUAAUUAUGCUAAUCUUGAAGCUGACCUCCAACUAGCUUUGGUACAUACAAAUGUUUGGUUGAAGCUGACCUCCAACUAG
Molecule: messenger RNA, 1218 nt
Organism: Pistacia vera
Lineage: Eukaryota; Viridiplantae; Streptophyta; Magnoliopsida; Sapindales; Anacardiaceae
Product: zinc finger BED domain-containing protein RICESLEEPER 1-like
Exons: 1
Coding region: 1-1218 (405 amino acids)
Molecular function (GO): protein dimerization activity; DNA binding
Source: RefSeq, a predicted model, not a curated record